This is a messenger RNA of Bufo gargarizans (Asiatic toad), 1261 nucleotides long. Its product is annotated as unconventional myosin-Vc-like. Bases 102 to 1103 code for a protein of 333 amino acids. The transcript has 10 exons. Lineage: Eukaryota; Metazoa; Chordata; Amphibia; Anura; Bufonidae. Gene Ontology annotation, cellular component: myosin complex; actin cytoskeleton; vesicle. Gene Ontology annotation, biological process: actin filament organization; vesicle transport along actin filament. The record is from RefSeq and is a predicted model, not a curated record. Gene Ontology annotation, molecular function: ATP binding; microfilament motor activity; actin filament binding.
CGUGGACGCGCACUGGGCAGCCCCUCGGCAGUACGGCACCACCGCGGCUAAGUGGCAGUGACGGGCGGAAAGCGGACGGAGCCCCCCUCCCAGCGGUCGCCAUGGCGCUGGCGGAGCUCUACACACAGUAUAACCGGGUGUGGAUCCCUGAUACAGAUGAAGUCUGGAAAUCUGCUGAGAUCACAAAGGACUUGAAGAUAGGGGACAAUGUGCUUCAUUUGCGCUUGGAAGAUGGAUCUAACUUGAAAUAUUUGAUAGAGAAAGGUCUACCUCCUCUUAGAAAUCCAGACAUUCUUGUAGGAGAAAAUGACCUCACCGCUCUCAGUUAUUUGCACGAGCCUGCUGUCCUGCACAACCUUAAAGUGCGAUUUAUGGAGUCUAAACUUAUCUACACAUACAGUGGUAUUAUUCUAGUUGCAAUAAAUCCAUAUAAAGAACUACCCAUUUAUGGAGAUGCAAUCAUCCAUGCAUACAGUGGGCAGAAUAUGGGUGACAUGGAUCCCCAUAUAUUUGCUGUGGCAGAAGAAGCAUACAAACAAAUGGCCAGGAACAAUAGGAACCAGUCCAUCAUUGUGAGCGGAGAGUCUGGAGCUGGGAAGACAGUGUCUGCGAGGUAUGCCAUGCGUUACUUUGCCACCGUCAGUAAAUCAAGCAGCAAAGCCAAUAUGGAAGAUAGGGUGCUGGCGUCCAAUCCAAUAACUGAGGCAAUAGGAAAUGCAAAAACCACCAGAAAUGAUAACAGCAGUCGCUUUGGAAAAUAUACAGAAAUCAGUUUUGACAGAAGGUACCAGAUAAUUGGUGCAAACCUGAGAACUUACCUCCUUGAAAAAUCUAGGGUUGUAUUUCAGUCUGAAAAUGAGAGAAAUUAUCACAUAUUUUAUCAACUCUGUGCAUCUGCUUCCCAGCCUGAGUUCAAGAACUUUUACCUAAUGAGUGCAGAGAAUUUCAACUACACAAAUAUGGGCAGUUGCACAGUGAUUGAAGGAGUUGAUGACAGAAGAGAUAUGAUAGACACUCAAAAAACAUUUAAACUUCUAGAUGGAUAUCUUCAAAGUUCUGGCGGCAAUCCUGCAUUUGGGAAAUGUAGAGAUCAAGCGUGUUAGUGAUGACAAGUCUUCAGUUGCUAGAAAUAACCGGCACCUUCAGAUAUUCUGUGAGCUCUUAAACCUGGACACAGAGAAAGUGGCACAAUGGCUGUGCAAUAGGAAAAUCGUCACUACUGCCGACACUGUCAUCAAACCCAUGACAAAGUAUCAAUCUG